AACUUCAAGCUCAGUGCUCUAGUCCUUGUUCUUAACAAGAAAAUCAAAGUCAACACCAACAGGAAGUUUUGUCUUCACUAUCUUGGUCUUAUGGUUGUAGUCCAGUGCACCCAAGGAGGAGCAUGCUAUCUUGCAGAGCUGGAUGGCACAGUACUUCAGCUUAAAUUUGCAGCUUUUUGGCUUGUACUCUAUUAUGUGAGGUUGAAGAAUGAGUUCAAGGUCACUGAGUUCAUGGACAUGUCACACUUUAUGGGACUUUUUGAUGAUGAUAUCAACAACACAUGA
Guyanagaster necrorhizus is the source of this 285-nucleotide messenger RNA. RefSeq lists its product as uncharacterized. The record is from RefSeq and is a predicted model, not a curated record. NCBI's taxonomy places the organism in Eukaryota, Fungi, Basidiomycota, Agaricomycetes, Agaricales, Physalacriaceae. The transcript has a single exon. The annotation marks the transcript as partial.